Messenger RNA from Oryza sativa Japonica Group (Japanese rice), 732 nucleotides. RefSeq lists its product as uncharacterized. Lineage: Eukaryota; Viridiplantae; Streptophyta; Magnoliopsida; Poales; Poaceae. The record is from RefSeq and is a predicted model, not a curated record.
UAGGCCUAGAAACAAAAGCGAGGAACAGCAUUCACCCACCUGCCUGCCUGGAAGGAAGAACCAAUCCAAGAAGAAGCGAUGGCAUCUCGUCUCGUUGCGGCGGCGGCGGCGUCCUCCUCGUCUUCCCCGCUCGCCCGCCUCGUCUCCCGCCGUGGCCUCGCCGGCGCUGCAGAUCACCAUGGGCCUCCGAAGGUCAACAUUUGGCAAGAACCGAUGAACCCGGCUAACUGGAAGGAAGAGCAAUUUGUGCUAGCCAGCUUAGCUAUGUGGGGAGGUAUUUUUUAUGGUGUCGGCAGGCUUUUUAGUGGGAAGAAGGAAGACAAAACUACUGAGGCGGCGCCAGCACAGGCAUAAUAGGAUUUACCAGAGCCUUAUUUCAUGCUGCAGACGUGCAACUGUAUGAAAUAAAGAAGAAUUUUAUGGUCUGUUUUAAGUUUGUAUCGCUAAUGGUAAAUUGUGGCGACUAGAUGGGUGAUUUUGUAAGAGGCGAGAUUUUGUGGACCUACACUUGUCAGCCAGCAUGAAUAAUCUUUACCGCAGUGGAACUUUGGUUGAGAAACUGCAACAGCGUCUUGAUAUUUUGUUGUCAUCACAUCAAUUCAUGUUUUGUAAUCAAUAUUGGUGCGAUUGAUCAUGAUCUUGCGUUAUCAUACUCAGGUUGAUUACGUUACCGUCUGGGGAGUCGAAUUACUUCCAUGUUCUAACUAAAUUGAUUUGUCUAUUUUGACUGUU